AUGACUGCUGUACCUGCGUCGCUCUGCUGCGCUGUGCUGCUGUUUUCCUGUGUGUUUGCUGAGCAGAAAACCAUCACAGCUGAGCCUGGACAGACCGUCACUCUGCCAUGUCGAGCUCCAAAUAACAACCUCAUAGUUGUAGACUGGAGCAGAACAGAUCUGGACCCAGAAUAUAUGUUUUUGUAUCGGGACGGGCACUUUGAUGCAGACAACCAGCAUCCAUCCUUUAAGAACCGGGUGGAGCUGCAGGACAGACAGAUGAAGGAUGGAGACGUGUCUGUGAUCCUGAAGGAUGUGACGACUGCUGAUAGUGGAAAAUACGAGUGUCGCAUUAAGGAAAAAGGAACAAGCAGAGCUGUUCUAGGAUCUGAGCCCAUCAGCACCAUCACCCUGAGAGUUGGUGCUCGUACAGGUCAGGUAGGAAGGAGUAACGAUGGAGAGGAUGAGGACGAUGGAUCUGCUGGGCUGACAGCUGGUCUGUCAGUUUGUGCUGGACUUCUUGUUGUUGUUGCAGCUGUUGUUGGACUUUUGAUCUACAGAUACAAAAAACAGAGUCAAGCCAGUGACAUGCAGCCUGUCUGA
Molecule: messenger RNA, 582 nt
Organism: Archocentrus centrarchus (flier cichlid)
Lineage: Eukaryota; Metazoa; Chordata; Actinopteri; Cichliformes; Cichlidae
Product: coxsackievirus and adenovirus receptor-like
Exons: 3
Coding region: 1-582 (193 amino acids)
Biological process (GO): T cell costimulation; immune response; cellular response to lipopolysaccharide
Cellular component (GO): external side of plasma membrane
Source: RefSeq, a predicted model, not a curated record